CGUGAACUUGCUGGCAGCGUACUCGCCUAGCUGCAACGCGUGCACUGGCGAAUCAUGGCGGAGAGUCAGCAGCGAAUAGCGGAGCUGUGCUUGAUGGCUCAGCUACUAGGGCACUCUGACUCACGCAAGACUCAUACGGCCUCACAGUGCACUGCGCGUGCUGCACUCGGCCCCUCCAGACUGCUGGCUCGCGAGUGGUGAGCCCAGAGUGGCUUGCUCUGGUUCCGGCCGCCAUCGGCGCGCAGACAAUUCGAAUGUCUGACUUCGGAAUUGCUGGAUCACGUCGCAUACGGAUCUACGAGGUUGCUGUUCAAAUCACAAACAGACCCUCUUCGCCGCAUACCUUUGUGAGUCGCCGAAGUGGCAGUCAUACUGCCGUCGGGCGUGUAUGUGUACGUGAUGUGGAAAAGAUGCUGCAUGGGACCUUUCUUACCACGUCCUCGGCAGUAUGACAGCUGGAGGCCAUCCAAUCGUGAUACCGGCUCAGUCGCGGACUAUCACAAAUGCAAUGCGAAAUGAUUCACCACGGGCUCGCCGUCUUUUGUUGGGAUGGGUUUGAGCAAUGCCCUCCGGGAACACUGUCAUGCGGGCCGCACCAUGCUUUGGCAACGCGAUAGGCAGCAGCUGUACACCUUGUCAUCUCAGGAGUCGCAGUGGAUUAGUAAGCGCUCCAUCGCUAGUACCUCACGCCACCUAGCUAUCGCUCAGCGGUUCCCUACGACGCGGUCCCAUCAGCCUCUGCCGUUGCAGGCAAGGGAACUUGGGACCAAGAAGAAUGGAGUCAGUCAGGGUGUCAUUAUUCAGCGGGACUUCGGUUCGGACGACUGACAGGCGCGCUACAUGAACCCAGAGACGGCAUCCUGGAUUCAACAUCAACUCGAGCGCCACGCGGAAUUUAGAUUUUGAACAUACCAUUUGCAAGGACAAGCGUUCAGGCUACGAACGAGGAGUGGCGCGGCUAGGCAUCGCAACGUCACAUCACAGACCGAAAGGGGAGGAAGACUGGUGUAACGGCUGGCAAGCGGCGCUCUAGAGCAGAGUAGUGUUGGCUGCUCGACCUUGGUGGCGGCAUCGAGUCCAAGAGCUCGCAAAGCCAAGGCGAUGCACCUAUCUCGAGCUGCAAAAAAAAAAGUAGUGGCUGGGCGAACAGUCGAUAGACUUGCUCGCGACCGUAAGGCCGAGGUCAUGUGCGAGCAUCUAUGCACACGCGACGUGAGAAUCUCCACCAAGAUCUUCAUGCUAGUCCAGCAACAUCGCCAUGCAGGAAUCUCAACAGGGGUGCUGGUACCGUGUAUCAAUUAAGUGAUCACGCAGAAAGAGAGGCGCACGUCUUCCGGCGGGCGGAAUCGCCGACUCGACUGUGGUGGAUGUGAGAUCAAGACGUGGAAAAAGCGCGUCCGGUCGCAUGUUGCGCGCCUCCGCCGUCUCAUUUUGCCCCUCGCGCUCGCGCUCGCGCUCACCUGCCAAUCUUGACCGCCGUCGGUCAUUGUUGCCACGAAGAUGAGACAUGCGUAGACACCAUCUCAGUGCCGCCAUGCUGCUCUGGCUCGAUAGCUUCACAGGACCGCUGUACUGGCCCGUAGCAGCAGAACAGACCUGUGCGACCAGUGUCAAUGACGGAACAACGCUGUGGGCGACUUUGCCUGCGACAGAUUUGAGAAGAAAGACCUCGGUAAGGUUAUGCUUCACCCAUGCAAAGACCGGAAUUAAGCAACCAGACUGGCAGGGAGGCCCAUGCCGAUUGACGCAACUUCGAAGCCCCAACUGGGGAGCGUACUGCGAGUGUAGGUCUAUCUCCUACUCGCGCAGUGUGUGGCCUUUCGGCUUUCGAGGGGCGCCGGGUGCAAUUCGAUUGCUGGACACACGUUCGCCACGUCGGGCAUGCGACGAAAUACACUCCUGUGCUGCCGUCGCUGGGCUGCACUGGCCGCUCUUUGCGCUCCCAAUGGUGCGUUGGCUACGACUAGCCCUCAAUCCUACAUAAUAGCCAGACACACAUCGCAGCUUGAAGCCAAAAGUAGCUCGUCUCCAUCUGCUCAUCCCACCGCGAUUACCCGUGCGAGCUCAUCGAGUAGGACGUCAGCUGUCGCACGCUCUUCCCAACCCGCAAAGCCUCACGGAAAGAUUUCUUCACUAAAGCCUCAG
This is a messenger RNA of Ceraceosorus bombacis, 2145 nucleotides long. Lineage: Eukaryota; Fungi; Basidiomycota; Exobasidiomycetes; Ceraceosorales; Ceraceosoraceae. The record is from the annotation of a GenBank genome assembly.